CGAACAAAGGCCGCCAUGAAGCCCGGGCCGCCGCGCCGCGGGACCGCACAAGGGCCGCGCGUGGACACCGCCACCCACGCGCCCGGGGCCCGCGGGCUGUUGCUGCCACCGCUGCUGCUGCUGCUCCUGGCCGGCCGCGCCGCGGGGGCUCAACGCUGGCGCAGUGAGAACUUCGAGAGGCCGGUGGACCUUGAGGGCUCAGGGGAUGACGACUCGUUUCCUGAUGAUGAACUGGAUUACCUCUACUCGGGCUCAGGCUCUGGCUACUUCGAGCAGGAGUCCGGCCUUGAGACAGCCAUGCAGUUCGUCCCUGACAUAGCCCUGGCUGCGCCCACUGCACCCGCCGUGCUACCCACAACAGAUAUCCAGCCUGUGGAUACCCCAUUUGAGGAGCUUGUUUCUGAGCACCCCAGCCCUGAACCGGUUACUAGUCCCCCACUGAUGACAGAGGUGACGGAAGUCCUGGAAGAGCCCAGCCAGAGAGCCACCACCAUGUCCACCACUGCAUCUACCACUGCUGCCACCACCACAGGGGCCCCUACUAUGGCCACAGCACCUGCCACAGCAGCCACCACUGCCCCUAGCACUCCUGCGGCACCCCCUGCCAUGGCUAGCACUGCAGACAUAAGGACCACCGGCAUACAGGGGCUGCUGCCUCUUCCCUUGACCACUGCAGCUACAGCCCAGGCUGCUACCCCAGCAGCUCCCUCACCACCCACUACUGUGGCUACCUUGGACACGGAGGCCCCAACACCUAGGCUGGUCAACACAGCUACCUCUCGGCCACGAGCCCUUCCUUGGCCAGUCACCACCCAGGAGCCUGAUGUUGCUGAGAGGAGUACUCUGCCAUUGGGGACCACCGCUCCUGGACCCACGGAGGUGGCUCAGACCCCGACUCCAGAGUCUCUUCUGACCACGAUCCAGGAUGAGCCAGAGGUGCCAGUGAGUGGGGGGCCCAGUGGGGACUUUGAGCUGCAAGAAGAGACCACACAGCCCGACACAGCCAAUGAAGUGGUGGCUGUGGGGGGAGCCGCGGCCAAGCCGUCACCUCCACCGGGGACACUGCCCAAGGGUGCCCGCCCAGGCCCUGGCCUCCAUGACAAUGCCAUCGACUCGGGCAGCUCUGCGGCCCAGCUCCCUCAGAAGAGCAUACUAGAGAGGAAGGAGGUGCUCGUAGCCGUGAUCGUGGGUGGUGUGGUGGGUGCCCUCUUCGCUGCCUUCCUGGUCACCCUGCUCAUCUACCGCAUGAAGAAGAAGGACGAGGGCAGCUACACCUUGGAGGAGCCCAAGCAGGCGAGUGUCACGUACCAGAAGCCCGACAAACAGGAGGAGUUCUACGCUUAGCAGAAGCCACAGUUGCCUCGGGCAGCCUCGACGCCACCUUGCCCAGUCUCUGCCCUCCACAGCCCAGGCCUGGGCCUGGGAAGGAGCCUGGCCCUGCUUCCUUCUGCUCAGACUGCUAGCCUAACACAGACAGUCCUAAGGAGCAGGGGCGCCACCGUCUGCCCCAGACUGUGCCCUUACUGUGCCCUUCUUUAGUCCCAUUCCCUCCCGUCGGGGGCAUCAGGAUCUUGUGUCCAGUGGACAAGAGGAAGAAAGCCCCCCC
Messenger RNA from Acomys russatus (golden spiny mouse), 1606 nucleotides. RefSeq names its product syndecan 3 (gene Sdc3). Lineage: Eukaryota; Metazoa; Chordata; Mammalia; Rodentia; Muridae. The coding region runs from base 16 to 1344 and encodes 442 amino acids. Gene Ontology annotation, biological process: cell migration. Gene Ontology annotation, cellular component: cell surface; membrane. The record is from RefSeq and is a predicted model, not a curated record. The transcript is spliced from 5 exons.